Messenger RNA from Topomyia yanbarensis, 1437 nucleotides. RefSeq lists its product as uncharacterized. The coding region runs from base 1 to 1437 and encodes 478 amino acids. NCBI's taxonomy places the organism in Eukaryota, Metazoa, Arthropoda, Insecta, Diptera, Culicidae. Gene Ontology annotation, molecular function: nucleic acid binding. The record is from RefSeq and is a predicted model, not a curated record. The transcript has a single exon.
AUGGGAAGAAAACAUCGAGUCAGCAGAUUUGGAGGAAAAGUACUCCAGACAACCACUCCCAGUGAGAUUUUCAAACUACGAUCGUCACUGUCGGAGCUAGUUCGUGUUACGGUUUACAUUCGCCGUUUUCGGUUCAACGCUCAAACAGUCAACCGCAACUGCAGAAGGCGCAGUCCUAUCACUGCAUCAGAACUCGAUGAGGCAUUACAAAUGCUAGUCCGGCUAGCUCAACAAGAAAGCUUUCCGCAGGAGCUUACCGAUUUGUCUAAGCAACUCCACGUGCGAGAUUCGUCGCGCAUUAUUUCACUAAAGCCGAUUCUCAGGGAAUGCAUACUGUGCGUCGGCGGCCGGUUACGGCAUGCAGCUGUGUCACCGAAUCGCAAGCAUCCGUAUAUUCUUGACCCUCAUCACCCGCUGACAAAAAUCGUAGUUGUUUACUACCAUCGGAAGCUAUUCCAUGCGGGACAGCACCUGUUGAUUUCGGCUAUGCGAGAGCGUUUCUGGCCAGUGUUCACCAGAAACCUGGUACAGCAGGUAAUCCACGAGUGCGUCGCUUGCUUUCGAGUACGGCCCAAGGCACAGGAUCAAAUCACGGCAGAUCUUCCACCCAAGAGAGUAACUCCCUGUUCACUGUUUCGAAGAGUCGGAGUCGAAUACUGUGGACCAUUUUCUUUGGUCUAUCCGCAUCGACGUUGCCAGCCUGCAAAAUGUUUUGUCGCAGUUUACGUUUGCCUAGUCACCAAGGCAGUACACUUGGAGAUAGUCGCAGACCUCACCACACAAGCGUUCCUGGCAUCGUUGAAGCGAUUUACAUCUCGACGUGGUAGACCCGAUUUGAUUAUAUGUGACAAUGCUAAGAAUUUCGUCGGUGCAAAACGGGAGCUGGAUGAAAUUCGCCGGCUGUUUCACAACCAACAGUUCCACAACGCAGUCACAAAAGAGGCAGCAGACGACCCAAACUUCGGCGGGCUGUGGGAGUCCGCGGUGAAAUCCUUCAAGACGCUUUUCAAACGUUCGAUCGGCUUGCACACUCUAGUGUAUGACGAAAUGCAAACGGUUUUGGUUCAGAUCGAGGCGAUUUCGAACUCACGACCGCUCACCCCAGUUAGUAACGACCCAGACGACUACGAAGCGCUAACACCGGGACAUUUCCUGGUACAGCGACCUCUGACAGCAAUUCCAGAACCCGAUCUUGAAGUGAUACCAGAAAACCGACUCUCGGCUUGGCAAAAAACACAGUGGUUCACGCAGCAGUUGUGGAAGAAAUGGUCGACACAGUACUUGUCGAAUCUUCACAACAGGACAAAGUGGACACGGCAAAGAGACAACCUACGCGUAGGCACUAUGUGUUUGGGCCUAGGGGUGGCCCUUGCUGUGGAAAAUUUGCAGCUUGCUGUUGGUGGCUGGCUAUGUUUACACUUGUCCGCAGACAAAUAA